AUGAAAUAAACGACGAUCUGGCAGAGACCAGUUGUUAGAAUAAACUUGUACAUGUCUUCGAGAUGUUAAGUCUACAGAAUCAAAAGAAGCUUUUGGUAUUUGCUUCCGUUAUUUGUUUAGUUUGUUUAGUGUUGGUUCAGAAGAAUUCCUUUAAAACGCGCUUACACUAUGCCUUCCACUCUAAUUCUUCUCUCGGUGAUGGUUUCAUUUCUUCAAGAACCAAUGCAUCAGAUGCCGAACUUGGUAGCGGACCAAAAAACUCUUCUAUUACUAUCAAACUUAAAAAAGUCGCCACGAAAAACAACCUCAACAUAACGGGGAACGUUACUCUGAUCGUCAUAAUUUCAACGGCGCCAGAAAGAAGCCAGCGAAGAGAACGAAUACGGAAAACGUAUUGGAAACACUGUUAUAAUGAUAGCGAGGUUAGAUGUUUUUUCGUAACUGACGGAAAGGUCAGCAGCAAUGUCUCAAAACAGCUUCAAGAAGAAAACCGUCGCUACGGAGACAUGGUAUUUCAACCACUAGCUGGUGGAAGAGAAUUUGGACUUCGAUUCCUUCAUCAAAUAAGAUGGGCCUCUGCUAACUUUAACUUUGAAUACUUCCUUCGAGCAGAUGAUGAUUAUUUUAUCUGUUUAAGCAGAUUAAUCCAUGAACUAAAACAUCGACCAAAGGAGAAUCUCGUGUGGGCAAAUUUUCAUUGCGACGGGCAAAAUCUCGUCUGGCCGGAUGAAGCGUGGAUGGUCUUCACCAGAGACAUUAUACAUCGGUUUUUAGGYCAAAAUAAGACGGAAAUGUUUUGCCAUCCUCAUGCGGACCAGCAAAUAGCUUUGUGGUUGAACAAUAUUCCUUCUAAGUUAUAUUUCCACGAUCCACGCCUUCAUCAUCAUCCGCCGGCUGCGCAGAUGGCCCAGUUUGCGGGAAUCAAAAAUAUUUGUGAUAAGUAUAUGGGCCUUCAUGGAGCCUACCAGGACAAAAUGAUCGAGUAUCAUAAAGCAAGCAACGAUGGUAGAAAGAAUGACGUACCAAAAAUAAGGAACUUUCACAAUUAUUGUUCUCAUAAUACUCGCUUUGCCUGGGAUAAAAUAGGCGGAAGGUACAGGUUUGAACCCAAAUUAUGUGGCGAGAAACCCGAUUGGUUGUUAGGCCAUGAUUCUUGGAAAGGUGGAGAAGCAGGCCAGUGGCGCCGCCGCCGGUGAAUUGAAGAAUCGAUGAAAGUGGUAUAUAAUAAUAAUAAUGAUGAUAAUGAUGAUGAUGAUGAUGAUGAUGAUGAUGAUGAUGAUGAUGAUGAUGAUAAUGAUAAUAAUUUUUCUCAUAAAAUAGUUCAUCUUUACUCUCAUAAAAUAGUUCAUCUCAACCGAACACUACUUAUUAACUGUAUUAAUAAAUAAUAA
Actinia tenebrosa (Australian red waratah sea anemone) is the source of this 1391-nucleotide messenger RNA. RefSeq names its product beta-1,3-galactosyltransferase 6. Gene Ontology annotation, biological process: glycosaminoglycan biosynthetic process; protein O-linked glycosylation. Gene Ontology annotation, cellular component: Golgi membrane. Gene Ontology annotation, molecular function: galactosylxylosylprotein 3-beta-galactosyltransferase activity. The record is from RefSeq and is a predicted model, not a curated record. NCBI's taxonomy places the organism in Eukaryota, Metazoa, Cnidaria, Anthozoa, Actiniaria, Actiniidae.